This is a messenger RNA of Fusarium coffeatum, 942 nucleotides long. RefSeq lists its product as uncharacterized. Bases 1 to 942 code for a protein of 313 amino acids. NCBI's taxonomy places the organism in Eukaryota, Fungi, Ascomycota, Sordariomycetes, Hypocreales, Nectriaceae. The transcript is spliced from 7 exons. Gene Ontology annotation, molecular function: mRNA binding. Gene Ontology annotation, cellular component: ribonucleoprotein complex; nucleus; cytoplasm. The record is from RefSeq and is a predicted model, not a curated record.
AUGACGGAGGUAUCAGCCACCCGGCUGUACUUGGGAAACCUUCCUCGCAAUGCUACCAAAUCCGACAUCGAGGCUCACUUCGCGACUCAUGGCACUGGAGAAAUUACCGAAGUAAAGCUCAUGAACGGCUUUGGGUUCAUCGAGUACAAGGACCCAAUGGAUGCCCGCGAUGUUGUGCCGGCAUUCCAUGGUUCUGAUUUCAUGGGAGAACGGCUCACUGUACAGUUCGCACGCGGUUCCCGGCAUCGCGAGGGCGGCGGCGGCUUUGGCAACCCUGAGCGCACUGCGCCGCGGCCUCGUCGAACCCCUCAUCGAAUGCAGAUUACGGGACUACCAAAUGACACCUCUUGGCAGGACCUCAAGGAUUUCGCACGUCAAUCAAGUUUGGACGUAGUCUACUCUGAGACGGGCCGUGAUUCGAAUGGCCGAGGAUUUGUCGAGUUCGAGACUGCUGCGGACCUGAGGACUGCGGUUGAGAAGCUCGAUGGACAAGAAUUUAAGAAGCAGCGAGUCCACUGCGUUGCUGACACUCAGCCCGACAUGCCUCCUCGCGAGCGCGGCCGAUCACGCUCUCCUGGACGACGCCCGUACCCCCCUCCCAUGGACGAUUACGACCGUCGCGGCCCUCCUCGAGGAUACAGCCCCCGCCGAGAUGGGUACGGCUACCGCGACCGUAGCCCGCGUCGCGAUUAUUACGAUGACCGUGCUCGCUAUCGAUCUCCCCCUCGUCGUCCCAUGGAAGACUACCCUCCACCUCCCCCUCGCGGUCGCUACGAUGAUCCUUACCGACGCGACUACCCUCCUCCUCCUCCCGACCCAUACGCCAAUGGGCGACCCCCAUAUGACCGACCUCCUCGAGAUUUCCCCCCUCCUAGAGAGGCAGGAUACCCACGAGAUGGUGGCUAUCCUCGAGACUAUGACCGCGGUGGACGCUACUGGUAA